Molecule: messenger RNA, 1156 nt
Organism: Lepisosteus oculatus (spotted gar)
Lineage: Eukaryota; Metazoa; Chordata; Actinopteri; Semionotiformes; Lepisosteidae
Source: RefSeq, a predicted model, not a curated record
AUGGACAACGGCACUGCUCCUGGUGAGCUCAGUCCCUGGCUGACAGGAAUAGACAUUGUUGAAAUUGUUUUCUAUAGCUGCAUCAUUUGCAUUGGGCUGCCUCUCAACUGCCUCGCUGUGAUCGGACUCUACAAGCUAAUCAAGACCAAUAAUGCCCUCCCCAUCUACGUCAUCAACCUCCUCAUCACUGACCUUCUCCAGCUUGUUGUGCUACCUCCAGUACAGUUUAGCUUUUACAUAGAUCGGUCACUUGCAACAGUUUAUGUAUUCAUUAGUUUUCUCAUGGUCUACGUUAUCUGUAUGUGUGUCAGCAUUGGCUUCUUUGUCUGCAUCUCCCUGGAGAGAUACGUGGCUGUCGUCCAUCCCCUGUGGCACCAGAGCCACCGCAGCCCCAGGUUCGCCAUCAAGGUGUCUGUGGGAGUCUGGCUGUUUCCUCUUCUCUUCUUCGCUGUGAUUCUCCUCCUGUUUCUCCUUGAUCUAAUGGAAAUUCCUUCAGUCAUUUGGAUUCCUCUGUUCUUUGUGUUCUUCUUCCUUGUUCCACUGAUCCUCCUUGUUUUCUUCUAUGUCCGCUCCAAAGCCGCCAUCACCUCCUCUAUCGGAGCUCCGGAUGUGAAGAAGAAAAGGGCCCUGCGUGUGCUGUCCGCUGUUCUCACCCUCUUCAUCCUUAUUUACGGACCUUUCUUCACUUUAUUUGUGAUCAGUUAUAUCCUGGAAUCUAUAAACAUAUCCACCACUCUGGGAAGCAAAGAGGUGACAAUGACUUCUUCUGUGAUCCGCAGUCUCAAUGUCAUCGUAGAUCCCAUCCUGUACGUCUUCCUCAGGAAUGAUGUCAGACAGAUGCUGGACGCCACCCCCUGCUGGCGCAUGUUGAUGUGGUCAGUGUGUUGGUGCUGCAGAGGCAGAGUUGAUCACAGGAACACAGAGAUUGCCCAGUCAGAGAGUACCGCUGUUUCCACAGUCUGAACCAGGCAGGACAUAUUUGUUAUGACACUCUAGUGUAAGACAGAGGUUCCCCAUUCUAAUCCUGGAGGUCCAGCAUGUCUACAGCAUGGUUCCCUAGUCCUGUUCCUACAGGUUUUCAGUCCAGCUUGGUUGUUGUCAUCUUCAAUCAGCCCCUUAUUGGUUUAUUUGGACCAGUUUAACAGCUUCUACCAGC